Molecule: messenger RNA, 1311 nt
Organism: Menidia menidia (Atlantic silverside)
Lineage: Eukaryota; Metazoa; Chordata; Actinopteri; Atheriniformes; Atherinopsidae
Source: the annotation of a GenBank genome assembly
AUGUCUUGUGUCCAGCCUCUGAGAGAGUUCAUCAGCCGGCGGCUCGCUGCUGCCGCCACAGAAAUCUGCGCGGAGUUAGAAAAAACCCUCAUCCGGUACGAGGACCAGAUCCAUGGCCAGCGCAGACUGCUGGAACUCACCUGGAAACCUCAAAUGACCCUGAACGCAGCAGGUGGGGUGCAGGAGCAGCAGGACCGGAAGGACAAGCUAGUCGUUGAUCAGCAGAUCUUCAGACUCCAGGAAGCAGAACCGCUGCACAUGAAAGAGGAGCAGGAGGAGCUCUGUACCAGUCAGGACCAAGGCCAGCUCGCUCUGAACGAGACCCAUAUUUCCAUUGUGACUAUUAAUUUCGACGAAAGGGACCUUAGUGAUCAUGGGCUAAGUUGUCAGAACCUCCUCAUUCCAGAUACUACUGUAUCCAAGAGCAAAUAUCAGGAAGGGAUCGAUUGGUCCGGACCUGGACCAGAAAACAAAAAGGGAAACGACUUUGAUCGAGGUCAAAGAAAUGUUAUUGACAACUUUCCCAUGUCACAAAGUCACUGUAAUAUUAAAACAGAUACAAAUUCUAUCAAAUGUGACGUUUGUGGGAAAGCCUUUAAAAACAAGUAUCUUUUGAAAAACCAUCAAAGAACCCACACAGGUGAGCAGCACUAUUCUUGCAAGAGUUGUGAUAAAAGUUUUACCCAACUCAGUAAUUUGACAUACCACAUGAGAAUCCACACGGGUGAGAAGCCGUUUUCCUGUAACACCUGUGGGAGGAGUUUCAGUCAAAGUGGUAGCCUGACAGCUCACAUGAGAACCCACACCAGGCCAUAUCCCGGUAACAUGUGUGGUAAAAGUUUCCAAACAAAUGAUGACUUGUUGAGCCACAUUAGAAAUCACACAGCUGAGAGGCCAUAUUCGUGUAAAACAUGUGGUAAAAGCUUCAACAAAAGCUUUAACUUGACUGUCCACAUGAGAAUUCACACGGGUGAGAGACCUUAUUCCUGUACGAUGUGCAGUAAAACCUUUAAAAGAAGCGAUGACUUGUUGAGACACAGUAGAACUCACACCAAGAAGAGACCCUACUCCUGCACCAUGUGUGGUAAAGGUUUCACCCAAAGCUGUCAUCUGAUUGUCCACAGGAGAACUCACACAGGGGAGAGGCCGUAUUCCUGUGAAACAUGUGGGAAAUGUUUCAUUCAAAGCUUUAACUUGACUGUCCACAUGAGAACUCACACAGGGGAGAAGCCCUUCUCCUGUAACACUUGUGGGAAACGUUUUUUUGAAAAUCAGUCUCUGAAAAUUCACAUGAGGACUCACAUGGGUUAG